AUGACCAGAAGCCGAAUUUUCAUGACCGGUGCUUCCGGCUAUAUUGGCUCGGUGGUAUUGGAACAGGCAGUGCAGCAAGACUACGAGGUCUACGGGCUAUCACGGAGCAAGGAAAGCGAUGAAAAGAUCCAAGGUCUGGGUGGCAUCCCCGUGCGGGGGGACCUACAGUCCCACCAGGUUUUACGCGAGCAAAGUUCCCAGGCCGAUAUUGUCCUGCAUUUGGCCGACGCAUGGGCCGGCAAUUUUGGGAAAAUGGAAUACGAGGAGGUGGUGCGGAUUGAUGCAGGUGCGGUGGACGCCAUGGGAGAAGGGCUCAAGGGAUCCAAGAAACCGCUGGUAAUCACGUCCGGCACGCUUGUCGUCGCGGCCGACCCAACGGGCAAAGAAACGGAUGAGACAUCGCCCCUGUGGGAUAAACCACUGAACGACCGGAUUAGAUGCGAGCAGCACGCGAUGGGGCUCUGCAGCCAGGGGAUCACCGUCUCGGCCAUUCGACUGCCGCCCUGGGUCUACGGCCGUGGCGGUAGCGGCGUCCGGCUCUUCAUGACCCUGUUCGCCAGCAUGGGCGAGGUGUUUUAUGUGGACGAGGGCGCGGCCCAUACCUCGGUGGUGCAUGUCGAUGACGCGGCUCAGCUGUUCCUGCUGGCGGCACAAAAGGCCCAGGCUGGGGACGUGUUCAACGGGGGCUCUUCCCAUGCCGUGACAACACGAGAACUGGCCACCGCUAUUGCCCAGACGGCCGACCUUCCCCUCGAAUCGCUUCCGUACGAUGAAGUGGUCAGCAAGACGGGGGAGUUCAUGGCCCGUUUUCUUAGUGAGGAGAACCGCGCGUCGGGGAGGAAAGCGAGGGAACAGAUGGGCUGGGAGCCGCAUGGACCGGGUAUCCUCGACGAUAUAUUAUCUGGCUCGUAUCCAGCCGUGGCCCAGGGGCUGAAGAAGGCCAUGGCCUGA
Aspergillus clavatus NRRL 1 is the source of this 951-nucleotide messenger RNA. RefSeq names its product putative NAD dependent epimerase/dehydratase. Bases 1 to 951 code for a protein of 316 amino acids. The record is from RefSeq and is a predicted model, not a curated record. NCBI's taxonomy places the organism in Eukaryota, Fungi, Ascomycota, Eurotiomycetes, Eurotiales, Aspergillaceae. The transcript has a single exon.